AUGGUUACGAUGACAAGGGCCAUGUCCAACGGCCGGAAACCAGUGAAAUCCCGAAACAUCGCCCUAAUGAGCAUCUUCGGCGUAAUCGGCGGAACAUGGCUGAUGUUCCGCUUCCUCGCUCCACAGCGAAGUACAUUCAUCACGAGAAACGAAGAGAUUGCUGCAUUCCGUGCAGGUGACUCAAUGCAAACAGAUCAAGGAGACAGACCUGCUAUGCCUUCAAGAAAGGGAUAUCAAGUUCCUAGAGGCACCGUUUAG
Molecule: messenger RNA, 258 nt
Organism: Penicillium arizonense
Lineage: Eukaryota; Fungi; Ascomycota; Eurotiomycetes; Eurotiales; Aspergillaceae
Exons: 2
Coding region: 1-258 (85 amino acids)
Source: RefSeq, a predicted model, not a curated record